Molecule: messenger RNA, 923 nt
Organism: Mugil cephalus (flathead mullet)
Lineage: Eukaryota; Metazoa; Chordata; Actinopteri; Mugiliformes; Mugilidae
Product: protein POLR1D-like
Exons: 3
Coding region: 127-576 (149 amino acids)
Source: RefSeq, a predicted model, not a curated record
GGGUCCUCGGUUGAAGGACCCCAUGGGAGAGGUAAACAUUAAGAGGCGCUGCGAUAACUGACGUCUCUCCAUUGAUUUUAUUUGAAUAAAUCUUACUCGCAGCAUCGUGAAAGUGCCCAGGAAGAGAUGGCAGAAGAUAAUGAGCUGGAAAAGCGUGCAAUAGAGGAGCUCCUCAAGGAGACUGACAGAGCUCGGGUGAGAGCAGAGACCAUGGGCCCCGCAGGAUGGCUGAAAUGCCCACUGCGGAGCACCAACAAACGCUUCCUCCUCAACACCCUGCGCUCCACCGGCCUGCAGCGCCGCGCCAGCGAGCCCAGAGCCGGACACUCCUCCACAAGAGGGCGCCUGAGGAGCGAGUCCCCGGACAGAAGCCGCGACCGCAGCAGAACACCUCCCAGAGACCACAGGAGUAAAGGGGGCCGCACAGACCACAAGCAUCACCACAGGGACAAAACCAAAGAUAAGAAAAUGGACCACAGGGACAAGGACAGACGAUACAGACACAGAGACGACAAAGACAAGAGACACGCUGAUGGACGGAGCAGAGACAAAGACCGACACAGGCCCCAUGACUAAAAUACUGGUAGUGGUGGAGCGCUACUUCUCCAGAGAUCUCAGGGAGUGCAGAUGUGGACUAAGACUUUAUCUUCCUGCUGAUUAAAAAAAAAACCUAACCAAUUCUUCUUCACAUACAGAGGAGGUGGACAACUGCCCUACACAUUAUAAACUUUUGAGGUUACAGUAGGUUUAGUUCCCGCUAGAUUGCACGUAGCCAAGAUAGAACAUUUUUAUUCUUCUGGCUUUUCGCUAAAGUGUGAAUUAAUCUGAAAUCAAGCAUCCCGGAAACCCUUUCUCGACCAACAUAUCUGUUUCCCUCCCCAUGUGUUUCGGUGUUCCAUACAGUAAAGGAGGCUUGAUUUCAA